AUGACGACGACGACGACGACGAUAGCAAAUCUCCCGGAGGUUUUGGUAGAGGAGAUCGUGUCUAGGGUUCCAGUUACGUCUCUUGGACCAUUCCGAUCGACUUGUAAAAAAUGGGAGGCCUUAUCGAGAACUCAUCUUCUAGGCGCAGCAGCAACCGCAACGAAGCAGUUAAUAGGGUUCGUCGUUGUUGAUUACUCUGUCUGUUCGAUGAAACUUGAUGUACAUGGAAUCAUCAACACCGACGGCAACGGUAUUGUUGAUUUAUCAGUGAACCAAGUUGGCGAAUUUGAUGGAAUCGAGAUUGCUCAACUCCUUCACUGCGACGGCUUGUUGCUUUGUGUCCUCAACGACAACGUCAGAAACAGCAGGCUCAUCGUGUGUAACCUCUAUUUGGGGGAAACGAGGUCGAUCAAACCUAAUCACGUGUUGCACCGAUUCCAUAGAUCAGGCGUGUUUGGUUUCGGAUACGACGACGGUGAUCGCAACAAAAACCGUAACCACAAGAUUCUGAGAAGCAAACCUGUUGGCGGUGGGUAUGAAAUCUACAGUUUCAGGACUGAUAGAUGGAGAGAUGUUGAGGACUCUCUCGACGAAUACACACAACUUGGUCCAAAACAAAGCUUGUCUUUCAAGGGAAAUGCUUACUUUUUGGCUACCAAGGAAUCUCCAGUGACACUUGAAGUGGGAGAAGAAGGGAUAGAGCCUAUCGAUUCGAUAGAGACUAGAGAUGUUUUGCUCUGUUUUAAUUUCACAACAGAGACAUUUGGAGAGCCUCUGCCUCUGCCGUUUAACUCCGAGGAUGAUGUAGACAAUGUGGCUUUAACCUGUGUUAGAGAUGAGAAGCUCGCUGUGUUAUAUCAAAGCUACAAGUCCAUAGGCAUUUGGAUUUCGACUAUGACUGAGCCCAAUGCUGCGUUGUGGACCAAGUUUUUGGAAGUGGAUUUGAUAGCACUCGAUGGUUUUCCUGGUGGCUUUACUCCUGGGAGCUUCUUCAUUGAUGAGGAGAAGCAUGUCGCUAUACUUUUCGAUCGAAGGCGUAACCACCCAAAAGCUAACAUCAUUGGAGAAGAUGGAGCCUUCAAAUCACUGAAUGUUGGAUAUCAUCCGCCCAGAGACUUCGUUUAUUAUGUUCCAAGCUUGGUGUCUGUGAAAAUCAACAAGCCGAGCAAAAGGAAAGAAAGAGAUCAUUAG
This is a messenger RNA of Capsella rubella, 1191 nucleotides long. Its product is annotated as putative F-box protein At3g13830. The record is from RefSeq and is a predicted model, not a curated record. The transcript has a single exon. The coding region runs from base 1 to 1191 and encodes 396 amino acids. Gene Ontology annotation, molecular function: protein binding. Lineage: Eukaryota; Viridiplantae; Streptophyta; Magnoliopsida; Brassicales; Brassicaceae.